GGACGUCAUUGUAAAUUUAAAAAAUUUAAACAGUCAGGAAUUAGGGUUCCACACUUCCUCAAAAAAUUUUCACCAAUUAAACGAUCAAACCUCACUGUCCCACUCCAAAGCAGCUCCCUUUUCUUCAAAUUCCUCUUCUUGACCCUCAUUCUCUCCCAAAGAAUUGAACUUUCGUGCUUCCCAGAAUACAUCACAGGGCGCUACCUCCUUCUGCAUCUUCCCAAGGUGUCCAUGGACGUCUAUGCGGGUGCUUGAUUAACGUGAGAAUGCACAGGACUUUUGCUUCUAUAAGGAUGAGAACAUGCACAGCACUAUAACAUAAUUUGCUUACAGUGCAAAGAAACUUAAUAAGAGAGAAUCAGUAUGGACAUACAUGCAAUUGAUGCAGAAGGGGGGAUGAGCCAUCGUGUGAUGUCUGAUGAUGGAGAUAGUGAACCAAAUGAAGGUGACGCAAAUAAUGCUGAGAAUGCUUUGGUUCAGGAUGACGAUAGGAUUGCUGAGCCGUAUGUGGGCAUGGAAUUGAACUCUGAGGAUGCUGCUAAGACUUUCUACAAUGAGUAUGCCACACGUGUGGGAUUUAGCUUCAAAGUUGGUCAGCUUAGCCGCUCAAAACCUGCUGGGACAAUAAUUGCUCGGGAGUUUGUAUGUGUCAGAGAAGGUUUGAAAAGAAGAUCUUCUGAUAGUUGUAAUGCAAUGCUUAGGAUAGAGUUAAAGAGUCAAGAUAAAUGGGUUGUCACAAAGCUUAUAAGGGAGCACAGCCAUUCAUUGGUAAGUCCUAGUAAGGUGCACUCCCUUCGGCCUCGCAGGCAUUUUGCUGGUGCUGCAAAGACGAUGGCUGAAAGUUUCCAAGGAGUGGGAGUUGUGCCUAGUGGUGUAAUGUAUGUAUCUAUGGAUGGGAAUCUUGCCGCUGCAGAGACAAAUAACCGUGGCAUUAGAAAUACUCCUCCAGCUGAAUUAAAUCGAGCGGUAAAGAACAUUGGGACCAUGAAUUAUGCAGUCAGGCCAGUUAAUAGAAAGAGAACACUAGGGAGAGAUGCUCAGAAUCUACUUGAUUAUUUCAAGAAAAUGCAGGCUGAGAACCCUGGUUUCUUUUAUGCAAUUCAGCUUGAUGAUGAUAAUCACAUGGCUAAUGUUUUUUGGGCUGAUGCAAGGUCAAGAACAGCCUACAUGCAUUUUGGUGAUGCGGUUACAUUGGACACAAGUUACAGAGUAAAUCAGUACAGGGUGCCUUUUGCUCCAUUUACGGGGUUGAAUCACCAUGGUCAGAUAAUUUUGUUUGGUUGCGCAUUGCUGCUAGAUGAUUCUGAGGCUUCUUUUCUUUGGCUUUUCAAGACAUUUCUUGCUGCAAUGAAUGAACGCCAACCUGUCUCAUUGGUCACUGACCAAGACAGAGCCAUAAAGACAGCAGUUGCUCAGGUGUUUCCUGAAUCCCGCCAUUGUAUAAGUAAGUGGCAUGUCCUAAGAGAAGGCCAGGAAAAGUUGGCUCAUGUGUGUCAAGCCCAUCCUAGUUUUCAGGUGGAACUGUAUAAUUCCAUCAAUUUGACUGAAACCAUUGAGGAAUUUGAAUCAUCAUGGACUUCCAUCCUUGAUAAGUAUGACCUCAGAGGACAUGAUUGGCUCCAGUCAAUAUAUAAUGCCCGUGCUCAAUGGGUUCCAGUCUAUUUCCGUGAUUCCUUUUUUGCUGCUGUAUACCCUAGUCAACUAUUUGAUAGUUCUUUCUUUGAUGGCUAUGUCAAUCAACAAACCACAAUACCUAUGUUCUUUAGGCAGUAUGAAAGGGCUAUAGAGAAUUGGUUUGAAAGGGAGAUAGAAGCAGACUUUGAUACCAUUUGCACCACACCAGUCUUGCGUACACCGUCACCCAUGGAGAAACAGGCAGCAAGUCUUUAUACAAAGAAAAUAUUUACAAAAUUUCAGGAAGAGUUAGUCGAAACCUUUGUUUAUACUGCAAAUAAAAUUGAAGGUGAUGGAGCUAUUAGCACGUUCAGAGUUGCAAAGUUUGAAGAUGACAACAAGGCGUAUAUUGUUACAUUCAACUAUCCAGAAAUGAGAGCAAACUGUAGCUGUCAAAUGUUUGAAUAUUCAGGCAUUCUCUGCAGACAUGUUUUGACAGUCUUCACGGUAACAAAUGUGCUUACACUACCAUCUCAUUACAUCUUGAAACGAUGGACAAGAAAUGCAAAGACUGGUGUUGGAACAGAUGAACGUGUUGGUGAAUUGCAUACCCAAGAGUCCCUUACAUUCCGAUAUAACAAUAUAUGUCGGGAAGCAAUAAAAUAUGCAGAGGAAGGGGCAACAGGUCCAGAAACCUAUAAUGUUGCUAUGAGUGCUCUUAGGGAAGGUGGGAAGAAGGUUGCUAUCACGAAGAAAAAUGUUGCUAAAGUUGCACCACCAGGCUCACAGGUUAGUGGCAUUGGUUAUGAUGACAGGAAGUCUUCUACAUCAGCUUCAGAUACAGCUCCUUUGCUAUGGCCUAGGCAAGAUGAAAUGACACGACGAUUCAAUCUUAAUGAUGCUGGUGCCCCUGCUCAGUCUGUUGCUGAUCUGAAUCUACCACGAAUGGCCCCUGUUUCCCUUCAUCGAGAUGAUGCCCAUCCUGAUAACAUGCCAAUUCUUCCUUGCCUGAAGUCAAUGACAUGGGUGAUGGAGAAUAAGAAUUCAACAGCAGGGAAUAGAGUUGCUGUGAUUAACCUGAAGUUGCAAGAUUAUAGCAAGAAUCCAUCAGCUGAAUUGGAGGUUAAGUUUCAGCUUUCAAGAGUUACCCUAGAACCAAUGCUAAGAUCCAUGGCCUAUAUUAGUGAACAGCUUUCAACCCCAGCCAACAGAGUUGCUGUUAUCAAUUUAAAGCUUCAAGAUACAGAGACAACUUCGGGAGAGUCAGAAGUUAAAUUUCAGGUGUCCAGGGACACAUUAGGUGCCAUGUUGAGAUCAAUGGCCUACAUCCGAGAGCAGCUUUCAAAUGUUGCUGAGCCACAACCAGAGCCUGUAAUGAAGAAGCAACGGAAAUAAGGCAUUGAAAUCGGCAUUGGUCUCUCUCCUUUGGUUUGGAAACCAAUGUUUCAUCAAAUUUUUUUGGUUACAAACCGCAGUAUAUAUCUGGGGGGCCUGUAUUGGGUAGAUUUCUUCUUCCAUUUCUCUCUUAUGUGUAAAAGAUUGGCCUGUAGCAUAUAAUGUAACUGUCACGAAUUCCAGAGUUGCAGCUUAAUAUUCAAUCUUGGUUUACACAUUGGAAAUCUGGAAUGGAUACGUUUCCAAAACCCUCAAGCUCAGUUGUUAUUAAGGAAGAUGGGAAAACAUUAUUACUCCAUUGUUUUAGUCCUUUUGGUGAAGCUCAGACAAGGAUCGAGUCGAGCAAUUUCAUAAU
Messenger RNA from Rubroshorea leprosula, 3364 nucleotides. The record is from the annotation of a GenBank genome assembly. NCBI's taxonomy places the organism in Eukaryota, Viridiplantae, Streptophyta, Magnoliopsida, Malvales, Dipterocarpaceae.